CGGCGGGAGGGGACGGGGCCUCUCUCUAUGGUUGCUGAGGCCCCGCCCCCAACGCUUGGCUUCCUGCCGGUGGCGGAACCUCCUGUCGCCAUGGAGACGGCGUCGGGGCUGGAGGGAGCCGCCCUGGGGCCUGCUCCGUAAGCGAACCCCGCGCAGGGAAGAUGGCCUCCAAGGACGGCAGCGUUUCCGCGAACGAGACGGAUGAGGACGAAGACGAGGAAGGGGCUCAGUCAGAGGAGUCUUCCCGGGGAAGCGCUGCAGGGUGCAGUGGGGAAAGUAAAACGGCGCUUGCGGACAGCGGUCCUCAGCAGGGGGCCUUGGAGCCAAGGGACGCGGGCGAGCUCGGCUGGGGGCGGACAGCUCUGCCGGCGUCCCUGCUUGGCCCAGAAAGACAAGUGGCAGAGCACUGCGUCGUGGGGACCGAGCUGAGAAAGAGAAAGAAAAGAGUAAGGGUGCUCUCUAUCAACCUGACCAACUGCAAGUACGAGAGUGUGCGGCGCGCAGCCCGGCGCUGUGGCCUGAAGGAAGUGGGGGACGAUGAGGAGUGGACAGUGUACUGGACCGACUGCUCAGUCUCCCUGGAGCGCGUCAUGGAAAUGAAGAGGUUCCAGAAAAUCAAUCAUUUCCCGGGCAUGACGGAGAUCUGCCGGAAGGACCUGCUGGCCCGGAACCUCAGCCGCAUGCUCAAGCUCUUCCCCAAGGAGUACAGCAUCUUCCCCCGCACCUGGUGCCUGCCAGCCGACUAUGGGGAUUUCCAGGCGUAUAGUCGCACAAGGAAGAACAGGACAUACAUCUGCAAGCCAGACAGCGGCUGCCAGGGGAGAGGCAUCUUCAUCACCUGCAGCCCCAAGGAGAUCCAGCACGGGGAGCACAUGAUCUGCCAGCAGUACAUAGCCAAGCCCUUCCUCGUUGAUGGCUUCAAGUUUGACAUGCGGAUCUACGUCCUGGUCACAUCCUGUGACCCCCUGAAGAUUUUUGUCUACAAGGAGGGGCUGGCCCGGUUUGCCACCAUGAGGUACAUCGAGCCCAGCAGCAGCAACCUGGGUGACAUCUGCAUGCACCUGACCAAUUAUGCCAUCAACAAGCACAACGAGAACUUUGUCCGGGACGACACAACUGGCAGCAAGAGGAAGCUGUCCACUCUGAAUACUUGGAUGGAGAACAACAGCUAUGACACGGCUGGGCUGUGGGAAGACAUCGAGGACAUCAUUAUCAAGACCCUGAUCUCGGCCCACCCGGUCCUGAAGCACAACUACCGCAGCUGCUUCCCGAACCACACUACCAGCUGCGCCUGCUUUGAGAUCCUGGGCUUUGACAUCCUGCUGGACAGGAAGCUGAAGCCCUGGCUGCUGGAGGUGAACCACUCGCCGAGCUUCACCACAGACUCGCGUCUGGACCGUGAGGUGAAGGAUGCAAUGUUGUGCGAUGCCAUCACCCUCAUCAACCUGCGCGCCUCCUGCGACAAGCGCAAGGUGCUGGAGGAAGACAAGCGGCGGGUGAAGCAGCGCCUCCUGCAGGCCCACGCGCCGCCCCGGGAGGCCAGGCGUGAGCAGCUGGAGAGCAGCCAGGCUGCAUGGCUGGCCCAGGAGGAGAAGUACGAGAGCUCACACCUGGGAGGCUACCGGCGCAUUUACCCAGGACGUGGGAUGGACAAGUACGAGCCCUUCUUCAAGCAAAGCAGCUCCCUCUUCCAAGAGACAGCAGCCUCCAGGGCCAGGGAGGAGUGUGCCAGGCAGCAGCUGGAGGGGAUCCGAGUGAAGCAGGAGCAGCGAGAAGCUGUCACUAAGAAAGGGAAGGACAGAAAAGAGCAGCUGCAGGGGGAGACAGCUGGGGAGAAACCCCGGCCCGCCGAUAGAGCCAGGGCCCUGCCCACCCACAUCUUCCACAGUGCCAAGGGCUGUGGUGGAAAGGCUCCGCAGGUGCAGCUUGACUCCAUGCAGCCCCAGGACAUCAUAGCCCAUGAGGAGACAGAGAGGGUCAGGGCUCUCCUGCGCCGUGAGCACCUCAUCCGGGGCCUGGGCAUCGUGGACCAGCUCUCCCAGCUGCUCCUCAGCAGCGAGCCUGGGCCCCUGGACAUCCUCGGGCCCGUCGGUGUUGCUGAGAGCCAGCCGCCCUUCCUCUCGGACACACUUCGGAACCACAAGCCCCAGAGCUUAAUGACCCUCAUCCCCCUCUCGCUGCUGGGCAGGGCAGGCCGGUACCUGGGGCAGCUGCCUGCAGCCAGGGUCCAGCUGCUGGCCAGUCAAGGCUACACUCCCAGCCUCCCGGGCCCUCUGCCAGGCGCGGGCCAGGCCCUGCCCUACCGCACGCUGGUCAGGCUGCAGCACUCCCCCCCGCCACAGAGGAGUGCGGGCUGGCUGGGGGGCCACGUGACGAGGACGGCAGCAGGGCCUGAGCCCCAUGCACCCGCCAGCAUGGCGAAGGCGGGCGGGCAGAGGUUCUUCAGCGCCAGAGACCAGGCACGAGGCCAGGGCCCCGUGGCCAGGCGGCCCCUGCUCGCUGGUGCUGGCUAUCCCAGCUCCCUGAGCUGCCUGCCUCACGCCCGGCGAGCCCCGCGCCAGACAUGCAGCGACUACACGUUCCCCUCGGUGACAGCGCCCCUCUACCAUGAGGCCGCCCGGGACCUUGCCCUCACCUCCGCCUCCGCCCCCCUGGUGCAGCACACAGACGCCUCGCGCCGCUCCAACGCCACGGCUGUCCUCAGCCUGCCCCGCCGGAAGUGGACCUGAGCCUGCAGCCUGACGGGCCUGGGGCCGCAGCCGCCGGGCAGAGCUUGUGCGGGGCCAGGG
Molecule: messenger RNA, 2789 nt
Organism: Alligator sinensis (Chinese alligator)
Lineage: Eukaryota; Metazoa; Chordata; Crocodylia; Alligatoridae
Product: tubulin polyglutamylase TTLL13
Exons: 16
Coding region: 162-2729 (855 amino acids)
Biological process (GO): microtubule cytoskeleton organization; protein polyglutamylation
Cellular component (GO): cilium
Molecular function (GO): tubulin binding; tubulin-glutamic acid ligase activity
Source: RefSeq, a predicted model, not a curated record